This is a messenger RNA of Spodoptera littoralis (African cotton leafworm), 1422 nucleotides long. NCBI's taxonomy places the organism in Eukaryota, Metazoa, Arthropoda, Insecta, Lepidoptera, Noctuidae. The record is from the annotation of a GenBank genome assembly.
AUGAUGACCAAAGUGAAAGCACAGGGGCUGGUCUCCGACCUGAUGCCCAACAUCAAGUUGAUGCAGGCAGCUGGACACUUCCUCUUCAAUUACCAUGCAGAAAAUGGUGGUAUGAGCGGCCUCCUUCGUAAGAUCUACGCCAGUACCCACGCGAUUCUCAUCACCAUACAUUUUGCCUGUAUGGGUAUCAACAUGGCCCAGUACUCCGAUGAGGUCAACGAGCUGACUGCCAACACUAUCACCGUCCUCUUCUUCACUCACACCAUCAUCAAGUUGGGGUUCUUCGCUUUGAACUCCAAGAGUUUUUACAGGACUUUAGCAGUAUGGAACCAGUCGAACAGCCACCCUCUGUUCACGGAGUCAGAUGCCCGCUACCAUCAAAUUGCGCUCACCAAGAUGAGAAGACUCCUGUACUUUAUCUGCGGCAUGACUGUCCUGUCAGUUGUUAGCUGGGUCACACUCACAUUCUUCGGUGAAUCAGUCCGCCUGAUUACUAGUAAGGAAACGAAUGAGACGUUGACAGAAGUAGCCCCUCGACUGCCUCUGAAGGCCUGGUACCCUUUCAAUGCUAUGAGCGGCACCACGUAUAUCAUCGCUUUCGCUUUUCAGGUCUACUGGCUCCUCUUCUCAAUGGCUAUAGCAAAUCUGAUGGAUGUUAUGUUCUGCUCCUGGCUGAUCUUCGCAUGUGAACAGCUGCAGCACCUGAAGGCCAUCAUGAAACCUCUCAUGGAACUCAGUGCUUCGCUAGACACGUAUCGGCCUAAUACUGCUGAGCUGUUCCGUGCUUCUUCCACUGAGAAAUCAGAAAAGAUUCCUGACACUGUCGAUAUGGACAUCCGCGGCAUAUAUUCCACACAACAAGAUUUCGGGAUGACAUUGCGAGGAGCUGGAGGUAGACUGCAGACCUUUGGACAGCAGAACAACAACCCUAAUGGCUUGACUCCGAAGCAGGAGAUGCUGGCGAGGUCUGCUAUUAAGUAUUGGGUGGAGAGGCACAAACACGUCGUUAGAUUGGUAGCAUCGAUAGGAGACACGUAUGGUACUGCUCUGCUGUUCCACAUGUUGGUGUCAACUAUUACACUCACUCUACUUGCUUAUCAGGCUACUAAGAUCAAUGGAAUUAAUGUGUAUGCGUUCAGUACUAUUGGCUACCUCAGCUAUACCCUGGGACAGGUGUUCCAUUUCUGUAUCUUCGGGAACAGGCUUAUUGAAGAGAGUUCUUCAGUGAUGGAAGCCGCCUACUCCUGCCAGUGGUACGACGGCUCCGAGGAAGCAAAGACCUUCGUCCAGAUCGUGUGCCAGCAAUGCCAGAAAGCCAUGAGCAUCUCCGGGGCCAAGUUCUUCACGGUGUCACUUGAUCUUUUUGCUUCGGUACUUGGUGCAGUAGUUACUUACUUCAUGGUGUUGGUACAGCUGAAGUAA